Acomys russatus (golden spiny mouse) is the source of this 957-nucleotide messenger RNA. RefSeq names its product olfactory receptor 8K5-like. Gene Ontology annotation, biological process: G protein-coupled receptor signaling pathway; sensory perception of smell. The coding region runs from base 16 to 957 and encodes 313 amino acids. Gene Ontology annotation, molecular function: olfactory receptor activity; G protein-coupled receptor activity; odorant binding. Gene Ontology annotation, cellular component: membrane. Lineage: Eukaryota; Metazoa; Chordata; Mammalia; Rodentia; Muridae. The record is from RefSeq and is a predicted model, not a curated record. The transcript has a single exon.
UUUCAGAAGGUAGAAAUGAGCCAGAAGAACUCAACAGUGCCAUCUGAAUUCAUUCUGGCAGAAAUCACACACAAGCCUGAGCUGCAGGUUCUGCUCUUGGUGGCCUUCCUAGUCAUCUACGGAGUCGCCCUGAUAGGCAACCUGAGCCUCAUCAUUUUGACCAAGCUGGACUCUCACCUUCACACACCUAUGUAUUAUUUUAUCAGACAUCUGUCUUUCAUUGAUCUUGGUAACUCUACUGUCAUUUACCCCAAGAUGAUGGUGAAUAUAGCAAUGAAUCAAAAUGUCAUUUCCUAUUAUGCUUGUGCAACGCAGAUGGCGUGCUACCUUGUUUUCAUUAUCUGUGAACUUUUUAUAUUGUCUUCGAUGGCCUAUGAUCGCUAUGUGGCCAUCUGCAAUCCUCUGCUCUACAGUGUGAUCAUGUCUGAGAGACGCUGCCUUGCGCUGGUGAGCAUCCCGUACAUCUACAGUGUCUUCGAGGCUGUGAUGUUAACUACUAAGAUUUUUACCUCGACUUUCUGUGGUUUUAAUGUCCUUAGCCAUUUCUACUGUGAUGACGCCCCCAUGUUACUGUUACUGUGUUCAAAUGCACGGCAAAUAGAAUUGAUGAUCAUAUUAUUUUGUGCAUUUAAUUUGAUCUCCUCCCUCUUCAUUAUCUUAGUCUCUUACCUUCUGAUUGUACUGGCCAUAUACGGGAUGCAUUCGGCCGAAGGAAGAAAAAAGGCCUUCUUGACAUGUGGUUCUCAUCUGACAGUUGUGGUAAUAUUUUAUGUGCCUCUGCUCUUCGUGUACUUAAAACCCAAAUCCACCCACUCCUCUGAAACAGAUAAUAUAGCGUCUGUGUUUUUUACUUUAGUGAUUCCCAUGAUUAAUCCCAUGAUCUACAGCUUUAGAAACAAAGAAGUGAAAAAUGCCGUACUAAGACUCUUUAAGAAACGAUGUAAACUGUGUACUUAA